Messenger RNA from Myotis brandtii (Brandt's bat), 306 nucleotides. It is a transcript of the gene SOST, whose product is annotated as sclerostin. The transcript has 2 exons. The annotation marks the transcript as partial. Lineage: Eukaryota; Metazoa; Chordata; Mammalia; Chiroptera; Vespertilionidae. The record is from RefSeq and is a predicted model, not a curated record. Gene Ontology annotation, biological process: negative regulation of BMP signaling pathway; negative regulation of Wnt signaling pathway; ossification. Gene Ontology annotation, molecular function: BMP binding.
AAGGCCAGGUGCCCUCCUCCAGCUGGCACCAUGCAGCUCUCUCUCGCCCUGUGUCUCGUCUGCCUGCUGGUGCACUCAGCCUUCCGUGCGGUGGAGGCCCAGGGGUGGCCGGCCUUCAAGAACGAUGCCACGGAAAUCAUCCCGGAGCUGGGCGAGUACCCCGAGCCCCCGCCAGAGCUGGAGAACAACAAGACCAUGAACCGGGCUGAGAACGGAGGGAGGCCUCCCCACCACCCCUUUGAGACCAAAGACGUGUCCGAAUACAGCUGCCACGAGCUGCACUUCACCCGCUACGUGACCGACGGG